This is a messenger RNA of Aedes aegypti (yellow fever mosquito), 851 nucleotides long. RefSeq names its product larval/pupal cuticle protein H1C. Lineage: Eukaryota; Metazoa; Arthropoda; Insecta; Diptera; Culicidae. The record is from RefSeq and is a predicted model, not a curated record. Bases 144 to 569 code for a protein of 141 amino acids. The transcript is spliced from 3 exons.
CACGGGCGCUUGGUAAUGCCUAUUUUUCACUAUAAAAGCUACCCGGCCUAGACUCCAAUCGUCAGUCAAUUCGCAUUUAGCAAAGCAAUCUCAACUAAGUCAAUUUUUGUUAUCUAGUUAACAAAACAACUCAAACUACCAAAAUGUACAAGCUGUUCGUUUUCUCGUGCUUGAUCGCCGCUGCCGUCGCCGCUCCAGCUCCAGGAGUCGUUGUUGCCUCUCCAGUUGUGCACGCUGCUCCAGUUGCCGUCAGCCACCAGUCCUCGCACGUCGUGCAUCACGCUCCAGUCGUUAAGCAUGCCGUUGUUGCCCACCACACUCCAGUAGUUGCCGUGCACCACGCUCCAGUCGUCAAGGCCCUCCCAGUUGUCCACCACACUCCAGUCUUGACCAAGACCGUCGUGGCUUCCCCAGUUGUCCAUGCCGUCCACACCCCAGUCGUCCACCAUACCCCAAUCGUUCACCACACCCCAGUCCUGGCCAAGACCGUCGUCGCCGCUCCAGUCGUGCACUCCGUCCACCCAGUCCACUCCGUCCCAGUCGUCAAGAGCGUCGUCGUCCACCACUAAACCAUCCCAAUCCCAAAUCCCCAACAAACCAAUCCCCACUAACCUGAAAAGCAAAGACUAGCAACGAAUACUCCUCCUGGGAAUCGGAAUCAACGCAUUAAAGGAACUACAAAUAGAUUUGUACAUAGAAGAACAACCAGCCUCUGUAACUACAGUUUACCUUUUGCUAUAGAUAAACCAUGUAAAGAACAGUUUGAGUCUAGUAGAACAAUGCGAAUCAAAGACAUGCCAAGAAUGAAAGUGACGAUUCAAAAUACACACAACUUUGUUGAAAAAGUUUAA